AUGACCGUGGGCAGUGACUUCCGGGCUUCUCUCCCCAACAUGGGCACAUCCCAUGCAGACUUUGCUCUCGGCUUGGACUCGGAUCGCCUCGAGGGCCAUCCGCGCAUGUUCAAAAAACACAAGGUUCUACCGCAUCCCCGGAAGGAUGAAUUGCAGCGCUCGGGUUCGUGGAGAUACGGGCAGGGGAGCGAGGCGUCUCUGUCCCAAAACGGCGCGUCACCAACCCUGAGCCCCAGCCUCCGACUACGCGCGAGCCGGUCAGGAAGAGGUCCAGAGCCACCACCCACACCGCCUGCGCACUCCCGGACUUCCUCGGCCAGCCAUCCUGCGGAUCCCUCGACUCCCAAACUCGCUGGCGAUUCUUUGAGCAGCGCUGAUGAUGCCGAGUCGCGUCCCCCAGCGACUCCCACUAACCAACAAACCCUGCCCACCCCAAAUUUGACCCCCGAUCGGACGCCUCCAGGCCCUGCCACGAGUCAAACUCAGCAGCGGCCCCCGAUAACCGGGCGCAACUCGUCGAAAGUCACGACAGGUUCACGGGCCGAGUCGUUCACAACCGCGAGGGAGAACCCGUCCUCGUCCGAUGAUGACGAUGGGAAGUCGACCAUGCGCCCGGGAUUAGCUUCGGCGAGGACCUCACAGAGCACCGUUCGGCAAGUUAGCAGGGAGACCAGGAGCGUCUCCCAGCCUGUCGGUUUGGGUUUAAGCCUCGACCCGGAUUCCAUAGCUGACUCGACACCGAGGAUCAUGCCUGAGUUUAACAAGUUUGAUGGCGAGUGGGCAAGCGGGGAGAGAGGGCCCAACGAGGCCGUGAGGGAGUGGGACUCGGAUCUUAUGAGGAAUGUAACCAUCAGGAAACGGCGGCCGAGUCGCCCAAGGGAGACUCGAAAAACAGAAGUCGUUGACGAUAGAGCAGUAACACCAACCAACGCCACCCGGGCGAUUCGUUCUAUGUCUCUAGAAGAAAGCCCGAUCGUAUACCCUUCGCGCAGGGUUGCUUCGGAUCGAUACCCGACUCGGGCUGCUCCUGUGGAUUCCGAGUCUUCAGCUAGCAUCGAUAUCAAGCGUUCCUCGAUCCUAUCAACGAAAUCGAAUGCAUCGACUGUGGUGGAGGCUAGGCUCGUAGAAACGGCGCCUCAGCGACGGAAGACGUUGCGACACGUUAGGAAGCAGAGCGCCUUACGGGACUCGGGCUCCGAAGUAUCCCCGGCCAGUUCUGCGCCGACAUCCGUCUCUCCAGCCGCCGAUGGCCGACGUCAACGUCAGGAAUCGGCAGUCCCCAGGGCGGCCGAAGCCGUCCGCGAAAGCUAUGCCUCGACGGCCACCAACAACUCCAUUUCAAGCCGGAAAGCCCGUCGUUCGGUGUGGAAUAACGGCGGUGUGCCAGUCGUUGUGAUUCCUGAGCGCCGCUCCUCGGUCAAAUCCAACAACAGCAAAUCGCCCUCCCUGCGGUCAACGAGCAGCCGGAGAUCUCGCAGCCUCAGCUCUGUUCCGACUUCGCAACCGUCCAAGAGCAGAGAAAAUGUUCCUGUUUUUGAAAGGCCUUACCGUCGAAGCAGGGCGCUUUCUGAGUCGGAUGGAUCCAGAGCAGGGGAUGAACGGACUAUGGAUUUCCCCCCGGUCAUCCCUACUCGGUCCUCUUCGCUUUCGGCGCCCACGAGUCGAAAUGUGUCAAGGACGGGCUCGCUAACAGCAGAGAGCUUGAAGACUCAUAACGUCUUCCAGGCGCAGCAAGCGCACCACGCUCUGCAGAACGCGAGUCGGGAACUUGACAAAUUGCAGAAUCAGCCUCCGCCGACAAGCAGCGAUACGCUACGGAACGGGAGAGGGACGGAUUUACCGUCUGCGACCGGUAAAAGUGAGAGCAGGGAACCUACCGUGCCGGUUGGGCGGACUCCGCGGGAGAAGCAGAGCAGGUCGGGCGGGAGCUCUGUUCAGACGCUCCGGGACUCGCACGGCACCCAGCGAGAGAGCGGCGCCGACCGGGAUGAAGACCCCUUCUAUGGGACGAGGCUGUCCGUGCAAAACACGCCGCUUUCCGUCGCUUCGGCCGACACAGCCCCAACCUCUCAAGCCGAGGUUUCCGAGGCCAUGGCCGUCAAUAUCUACCCGCACCAGAGUAAAUCUGUCGUGCUCGUUGACCAUUCCGCCAAACCAUCGGAGAGCUCCUCUCUGGAACAGUACAAGGGCCCUGGCCUCGAUAUUCCGGUCGUUAAGAUGACCGAUGUGAACGGUGGUGUUCCCGUCACGCCGCCGCAGCAGUUCUCCGUGGACGAUGUCGACUCGCCACUAAGGAACCCACGAGCGCCGCCUCAACCUCCAGCCAUCAAUUUCAUCCCGGCCACGCCAUCGGGUCUAACACCGACAACUGAGAAGCAGACACAACUUGGCAACUACUACGAAAUGACGGCGGAGAAGCCGAAGCGCAGCCUAUCCCUACUCAAACGAGCCCUAACCCGCCGAACAACGAGCGACUACGGCCCUUCCCCGGCUCGCCCCGUUGGCCUCCUUACCCGGACAUUUUCCCUCUCUCGAAACAUCAGACGUCGGGACGAACGACCCCGCCUCAAACGCCGCUCGACGGGUGACUCUGGCCCCCAAGACGAGACCAGACUCCACCCGCACUGGCGGCCCGCCUACGCCGAAGACGAGCGCUGCGACUGCGGCUGCUGUUCCUCCUCGGACGAAGACGAUUACGACGAUGACCAUGACGACGACCACGACGACGAAGACGACCGAACCUACCGCUACCCGCCCAUCGACAACCGGCCCGCCCCCUUCUCCCCCUCCUUCCCCGCCCCCCGCCGCAGGCUGAGCGAGCGCCUCAAGCGCACCUUCGCCAUCCUUCCCCGACGCGACGACCGCGACAACUGGGACAACGGCUACGGCAACCGAGGCGGCGACGGCGGCUAUUAUGACACGGCCUACCCCGCUACGGCGGACGACGCGCCCGACCGCAGAACCAUCCGCCGCACGCCGAGCGGCAACCUGCGCGUGAUGAAGUUCCGUCGCAGCAUGGAAUCCCUGACGCGGGGCACUCCACCACUAGUAGCCACUGCUACUACCGCGAACGGCCGGCCGUACUACCCCCCCGCCAGCCAGCGGCGGUACACGCGCCUGUGGCGGUCCCUCAGCCUGAAAGCGAGAACCUCCCUCCGCCGCGGCUCUUCCCAGAGAAGAGAUGCCGAGAACAGCGGGGACGAUGGUACCGGAGGCACGACCGGGUUCCUGCCUACCCUGGGCGACCGCAUCAACUUCCCGCGGCGGCUGAGCGAGCGGCGGCGGGAGAAGCGCACGCAGGAACUGCGUGGCAAGAUCUCGGGGCCGAGGGAGGUGCGCGAUGGGGUCGGGGAGGUGAUUAGGAGGAAUUCGUGGCGGGAUCGCGACGCGUUGUAUGUGGAGGCGCAGCAGAGGGAGAGGAGGUUGUUGAGGGAAAGGGGGGGUUGA
Messenger RNA from Chaetomium globosum CBS 148.51, 3447 nucleotides. RefSeq lists its product as uncharacterized. The transcript has a single exon. Lineage: Eukaryota; Fungi; Ascomycota; Sordariomycetes; Sordariales; Chaetomiaceae. The coding region runs from base 1 to 3447 and encodes 1148 amino acids. The record is from RefSeq and is a predicted model, not a curated record.